Messenger RNA from Numida meleagris (helmeted guineafowl), 2241 nucleotides. It is a transcript of the gene E2F2, whose product is annotated as E2F transcription factor 2. Gene Ontology annotation, biological process: regulation of transcription by RNA polymerase II. Gene Ontology annotation, cellular component: RNA polymerase II transcription regulator complex. The transcript is spliced from 5 exons. Gene Ontology annotation, molecular function: DNA-binding transcription factor activity, RNA polymerase II-specific; protein dimerization activity; RNA polymerase II cis-regulatory region sequence-specific DNA binding. The record is from RefSeq and is a predicted model, not a curated record. Lineage: Eukaryota; Metazoa; Chordata; Aves; Galliformes; Numididae. The annotation marks the transcript as partial.
UCUCUCUAUCUCCAGGCCAAGCGCAAACUGGACCUGGAGGGCCCCGAGCUCCGCACGCCCAAGGGGAAGGGCAGGACGCUGGCACAGGUCCCCAGCCCUAGGACCCCCAAGUCCCCCGGUGAGAAGACGCGCUACGACACCUCGCUGGGGCUGCUCACCAAGAAGUUCACCCUCCUGCUGAGCGAGUCUCCCGACGGCGUGCUGGACCUCAACCGCGCCGCCGAGCUCCUGGAGGUGCAGAAACGCCGCAUCUACGACAUCACCAACGUCCUGGAGGGCAUCCAGCUCAUCCGCAAGAAGUCCAAGAACCACAUCCAGUGGAUGGGGACGGGGAUCUUUGAGGACGCGGCGGUGGCGGCCAGGCAGCAGGUGCUGCACGGGGAGCUGGCCGAGCUGGGCAGGGCAGAGAGGGCUCUGGACCAGAUCCUGCAGGAGUGCAGCCUGCAGCUGCGGCAGCUGACGGAUGAUGGAGCCAACCAGAGGCUGGCGUACGUCACCUACCAGGACCUCCGUGCCAUCAGCAGCUUCCAGGAGCAGACGGUGAUCGCCGUGAAGGCCCCCCCGGAAACACGGCUGGAGGUGCCCGAUCUCAGCGAGGACAACCUGCAGCUGCACCUGAAGAGCACCAAUGGCCCCAUCGAGGUGUACCUGUGCCCGGAGGAGAUCCUGGAGGACAGCCCUACCAAGGACCAUGAGCUCCCCUCCAGCACCACGCUGCGGGACAGCAGCACCCACCCCUCCCUUCAGAGCAGCCCUGAGCCCCCCAUAUCCUUACAACCACCCGACGGUCACCGUGUCCCAUCCUUAUCCCCAUCCCCACCCCUCUCCAGCCCCGCAGAGCCCCACUCACUGCUGGAGGUGGGCACAGGGCUGCUGGGCUCCCCCCAUCACCUCCUGCAGCAGACGGAGGACCAGCUGCCCUGCGCCCCUUCCUACCUGGACUCGGUGCCCUUCAUCUCCUUCUCCCCCCCCCUGGAGCAGGACGAGUACCUCUGGGGGCUGGAGGGCGGCGAGGGGGUCAGCGACCUCUUUGAGGCGUACAACCUGGGCGAGCUGCUGAAGGACUGAGCCUUCUCCGCUCCCCACUGCUCCGUCCCUGUCCCCACGGCUGGGGAGGGGGGGGCACAGUGCCCUGGGUGGCUUUGCUGGGGGGCUUGGGGGGUCUCUAACAUCCCCACCGCCCUGUGGGCUGCUGGCAGACCUUUGGGUGCUUGGGUACCCCAGACCUUUGGGUAUGGGGUGAGGGGCACCCACCUAGGGGAGAGGGGCCCCCCUGCCAGAAGGAGCUGUGUUGGGGGUGGGGAGGGGGUCAUGUUCUGGGGGCACUCCAGUUGCUCCCCAGUUAGAGUGGUGCUUUGGGGUGGUGGAUGCUCGUUUGGAACGAUGUGUGGGGCACGGCGCAGCUCCUUGGGUUGGAGCUGAUGGGCGAGAGGCCACAGGGCUGGCAUUCCCUCUGCUAACCCUGAAAUAUCCUUGAGGAAUAACGAGCUGAGAUGGAAGCAACUUUUCUUCAAGAGGGGGAUGCUCAACUUGGGAGGGGGGCACCUCGCCUGCAGCCUCUUAAAACAGAGCUGUGGGUGAAUGGAGCAUCCUUGUGCCUGUGCCCUGAUCGUGCUGGGGGGGGGGGGAAUCAACGCUGGGGCUUAAUGGGGCAGAGGGGUGGCGGCUGGUACCUGCAAGGGGGGGGGUGUGUGUGUUCAGGAGCAGCUUGGGACAGAUUAGCUUUUCCCAAAUUGCAUCGCUUUCCCCUCCUCUCUGCAGAGGCUUUGUUAUCGCUGGGCCCAGCCUGGGGCAAUGCAGAGGUUUUCCCCUGGAUGGCAUCAGGCUGGGUACAGCCACGUGGCUUUUCUCCAUCCUGGAGAUGCAGGGUCAGCGUGGCCCCCACCAGCACAAAGGACACACCCCGGGGAAGCCCUCCCCAUCCUCCUCCUCCUCCUCUCCCCCCCCGCCCCCCCUUUUCCCUGGGAAUGUACAGCGGGCUUUCAAUCCCGCCGUCGGAAAACGUGUAUUAAUUAUUGCACUGUAUUUAUACGGGACCCACCUCCGACGCCGCGCUGUCGAGGGCUGGGGGCUCGGUUUUUAGGUGAGUGUAUUUAAGUUGUCCUCUGUGGGUUGGCUCUGCUGCGGUUUGGCUGGGACGGGGUGCGGGUGAGAAUGUUUCGUCGCGACAAACGCGUGGCGCUCGGUGCCCUCUGCCUGGGAGGGCGUGAAACGAGAUGAAAUAAAACUUGUGAGUCGUCA